Ipomoea nil (Japanese morning glory) is the source of this 1290-nucleotide messenger RNA. RefSeq names its product transcription factor MYB1R1-like. NCBI's taxonomy places the organism in Eukaryota, Viridiplantae, Streptophyta, Magnoliopsida, Solanales, Convolvulaceae. The coding region runs from base 148 to 1104 and encodes 318 amino acids. The record is from RefSeq and is a predicted model, not a curated record. Gene Ontology annotation, molecular function: DNA binding. Gene Ontology annotation, biological process: response to ethylene; response to gibberellin; response to auxin. The transcript has 3 exons.
CUCGUAUGUUCGUCGACCGUCGUAUCCCUACUUCGGAAAAGCGUACGUAAACGUAGUUUCAGACGAUCUUAUGAUAAUUUCAAUCAAUCGAUUGAUUGAUUGAUUGAUCAAUAAAGUGGUUGUUGAUUUAUCAGAGGGGAACCGCGGAUGGCUGCGCUCUGCCGCUCGCAGUAUGUCAGCUUGCGCACGUGCGGCGAUUCGGCGGCGAAUGACUCGGCCGUCGACGGCGCCGGAGGUGCCGCCGAGAUCAUGCUGUUCGGAGUUAGAGUGAAGGUGGACCCCAUGAGGAAGAGCGUCAGUCUCAAUAACUUGUCCCAGUAUGAACAGCCGAACAAUACCAACAAGAAUAACGAGUCCGCCAAAAACUCGCCGCCGCCGCCGCCGGCUGAUGAGGGAUAUGCCUCGGCUGACGACGCCGUCCUCCACCAGCCUAGCAGCGGCCGCGAGCGUAAGCGAGGAGUUCCAUGGACGGAGGAAGAGCACAAAUUGUUCCUAUUAGGGUUGCAGAAGGUGGGGAAGGGAGACUGGAGGGGAAUCUCCAGAAACUUUGUGAAGACUCGAACCCCUACACAAGUGGCAAGUCAUGCUCAGAAAUACUUCCUCCGCCGGAGCAACCUCAACCGCCGCCGCCGCCGAUCUAGCCUCUUUGACAUUACCACAGACUCGGUGACUCCAAUGUCAACAGCAGCAGAUGUAAAAGCUCCUCAAGAAAAUUCGACUCUGGCAGCUAUCUCACCACCGACGCCAUUGCCUACUUCAGAACCAUCCCGGAUCAAUCCAUUUUCAGUUUCUCGUAUACCGGUGACAGUUGCUCCUGUUUUGCAACCAGUCCAAGUUGAGGAGAAGAAGCCAAUAGAAAAUCUAGCCAUUGCCCGAACAGACGAGGUCAAUAAUCCAAUUUCCAGGUUUAUCUGCCCAGUGACUACUAAUCCAUCAGCACGAAUUGAGCUUAACUUGAAUCAAGGCAUGGACACCGAGCCUUCGUUUUUGUCAUUGAGUCUGUCUUUGUCUGUGAAUCAGAGUCCAUCAUCUUCUUCUAGGCACCCAAUAUAUCCAGGGAUGUCAAGCUUCAACAAUGGAGAUACCACCAUCAUAGUGUCAUAAAUAAGAGACUCUAUAUAAGUAAGAAUAAUAUUAGAGUGGGUUGGGUUAAGGAGUUUGAGUAGAUCUUAAUUGUUGUUUUGUUUUGUACACACAAAAUAUUUGUUUGCCUGCCUACUUCUUUUAUGCUUCUUAAUUUCUAGUUCUGGGGAAAACUGAAUCUUGAAUAACAGUGGUGUGUUUGUUCAA